GCCCGCCGCGGGGAGGGGGGGCCGCCCCGCGCCGCGGCCCGGUUGCUUCACCGGGCAGGGCCGAAGUCCAGGCGCCGGCAGCACGGGCCGCCCCCCCCGCCGCCGCGGCCGGACACACUCGCGCAGCCCGCGACGGAGCCGGCCGGGCCCGCGGCGAGGUGGAUGUGACAGCCAUGGCGCGGCUCUUCGGCUAUGUGGAUGUGACCGACUCUGGCUUCAUUGUGGCCGUCCUCUCCAUCACCUUCAACCCGCUCUUCUGGAACAUGGUUGCCAGAUGGGAGCACAAAACGCGAGCGCUCAGCCGAGUCUUCGGCUCUCCACACGCUGCCUGCUACUGCCUGGGCGCUGUUAUCCUGAUGCUUAAUUGUGUGCGGAGCCAUUGCUUUACAGAAGCCAUGAAGAGCCAGCCGAAGCUGGAGGGCUUGGACUGCCGCUGGGGCUAUUACUCAGGCUUGGCCAUCUUGGCUGUAGGGACCCUGUUCGUCAUCUCCAGCUUCUUAGCACUGGGAUUCACUGGGACGUUCCUAGGGGAUUACUUCGGCAUCCUGAUGGAGGCAAAAGUGACCAGCUUCCCCUUCAGCAUCCUGGAUAACCCCAUGUACUGGGGCAGCACAGCUGUCUACCUGGGCUGGGCCCUCAUGCACGCAAGCCCAGCUGGCCUUUUGCUGACAGCUGUAGUGGCAAUUUCCUACACAAUCGCAAUGCUGUAUGAGGGGCCUUUCACAGAGGAAAUAUAUCGGCAGAAACAGAAGGGAGUGAAGAACAAGUAGCAACAGCAGUGUCUCGGAUACCUUGGUGCAGCGUGCCUCUGGUCCCCACGCUGUCCGAUUUGCCCGUUUUCCUACUGAGAUGUAUCCUACUAAUUAGCCCAGCAACCCUUAAUGAGCCAACUGAGCACCCUGCGGUAUUGGAAGCAAUCAGAGGAGCAGCCCGAGCGUGGCGGCACCUCCUCGCUGCAGCCCACAGGAGCUGGAGGUCCCUGUCCCCAGGUCUCUGUCCCCAUUGCUGGGUCACCGCAGCUCCCGCCGUGAAGGCGAUGCUCUCCCAGGAACCACACAGCUCAGGACCUCCUGGCCUCUUCUCCCACACUGAUUAGCAAAGAUUGCAGGGGAAAAAGCAGUUCAGUGCCAGCCCUGGACUGGAGGGCAAGCAGAGUAAUGAUGGAGACACUGGGGACCUUUGGCAAGUGAGCUCUGAGCGCAGGGAAGCACCAGCUCUGGCUGAUCUUGAAGAUCAUCUGAAGGUGCUGCUGAAGAGCCACGGGAAGCAAACAAAAGCUCGGGCGAAGCAACAGCGAGGGCUCAGGAGCCCCUGAGGCAUUCAAACAUGGCUGGAAGAGGGGAAACUGCUGCCAACCCAGCAACAAACCCCCUCUUUUCUGGGAGAGGGAAACCUCCCCGUCUAGAGCGUUUCCCACCUGUGCGGAGCCUUGUAGCAUCGCCGCACUAUUUGCGAAGUCUCCGAGAAAAGUGACUGAAAAACGUGUAGAAGUAAAUGUAUGAUUUAAAUCGCCACACAAGGGGGAUGGAGGGAUGGCAGCCAUCCCACGGGAAAACCCCAGCCUGGAGAAGACCAAGAGGAAGAGUCAGUCGCUGUCCGUGCCCUGCAGAUAUCCCAUCCCUGGCCGUGUCGGUGCCCUGACCCGCUCCACACCCACCCAGCCCCUUUCUUUUCCCUGGGAGCCAGGUGGGGGUCCUGCCUGCCUUCCCCACCAUGCAGUGCCUUCCAGCUAUUGUUCACUGCCUUGCAGGGGCGGUGGGUGGGAGGGAGGGAUAGGGCUGCUUCUGCCUUCUGCGCUGUGCAGCAGCCGGGUACGGAUCUGCCCCUCCAGCCCUGCCACCAGCCUCAGCCAGUCCCAAAGAGCCCGGUGCUGGAUCCUGCCCUGAAUGGGAACAUCCCAGGGGUGAUGCUCCAGACCCAGGCUCAGUGUUUACAAAUUCCCAGAACAGUUUGAGAAAUAAGCUGUAAAUGACCAAAAAAAAAAGCAGCGUAAAGCCCCCGGCAGUGGUGCUGAGAAGGGAGCUGUGCUGCUGCCGAAUCCUGCGCAGGCACCAGGACGCGGUGCCACAUCUCAAUGUCAUGUCCCCUCCGCAGAGGGUCCUCCCUUUUGUCAGUGUCAUCUCCGCGAAACGGUUCGAUUUCCUUUUGCUUUGCAUGUUGUAAUUCACCCUUCGGGCAUCACUCAGCAGGAAUUAAAAGUGCUGGUUUCUUUUC
Messenger RNA from Falco peregrinus (peregrine falcon), 2214 nucleotides. RefSeq names its product phosphatidylethanolamine N-methyltransferase (gene PEMT). The record is from RefSeq and is a predicted model, not a curated record. Gene Ontology annotation, molecular function: phosphatidylethanolamine N-methyltransferase activity. The transcript has 8 exons. Bases 174 to 770 code for a protein of 198 amino acids. Gene Ontology annotation, biological process: phosphatidylcholine biosynthetic process. Lineage: Eukaryota; Metazoa; Chordata; Aves; Falconiformes; Falconidae.